This is a messenger RNA of Trichoderma aggressivum f. europaeum, 972 nucleotides long. RefSeq lists its product as uncharacterized. The transcript has a single exon. The record is from RefSeq and is a predicted model, not a curated record. Lineage: Eukaryota; Fungi; Ascomycota; Sordariomycetes; Hypocreales; Hypocreaceae. The coding region runs from base 1 to 972 and encodes 323 amino acids.
AUGACCAAAGUCCUCAUCCUUGGCGCUACUGGUUAUGUCGGCAAGCGACUAGCCGAGACUCUAGUUCGAAGCGGCCAGCACCAGAUAUACGGCAUUGCUCGAUCUGAGGCCAAGGCUAAAACAUUGGCUCUUGCAGAGAUCACACCCAUCAUCUGCGCGGAUCCAGUGAAUGAGCCCGAAGCCUAUAUGAAGGCUGUCCGCAACUACCACAUCGACGUUAUCGUUGACAUUGCCGGUGCCAACCAAGAGUCGGCCAAGUUCCUCAGCCAAGCCAAGCAGAUCAGCCAAGAGCGACUGAACAGCUAUGCCGCUUCUGGCAUCAAGGGCCCCAAGCUUGGAUUCAUCUAUUGCUCGGGCACUUGGGUCCAUGGAUCGAGCGAUAAAGCAGUCAACGAUCUCGACAUUGCUGGCCCUAGCGGCGUUACUCCUCCAAGAGCUCUUGUCGCGUGGAGAGUUGACCUUGAGAAUUCCAUUUUGGCAUCUUCCGAUGUCUUGGACGUUGCUGUCCUGAGACCAGCAUUGAUCUAUGGCUACGAAAACACUAUCUGGACCUCCUUUAUCCUCCCUCUGCUUCAAGCAGCUCGAAGUGGCUCCUCGGAACCUGUCAACGUUCCCCUACAAGCUGACUCCAGGCCGGCGCUCAUUCAUGUUGACGAUGUGGCUACCGGCUUCCAAAAGGCGAUUGAAAAUCUGCCCCUGAUCAACAGCGGAUCUGUGUACCCGGUGUUUGAUCUGCUCACGAGCCAGGAAUCCAUGUCUGAGAUCUUUGAAGCCAUGGGCUCUGCUUGGAGCUACAAGGGAGAAUGCAAGCUGGUUGGGUCUGGAGAUAAUUUGUUUGCCGAAGCUAUGAGCACAACUCUGCGCGGAUCUUCAUCGCGUGCUAAGCAAUUGCUUGGAUGGGAGCCAACACGAACCAACGGGUUUGUUGCCGGCAUGGAGUUGUACGCGGCUUCUUUUGCCUCGCAGCAUUGA